ACGGAUUUGAAGAAGACGAACUUUCACUUUUAAAAUUUAACAAACCGUCCCACUGGAACUGACUAAUGGAAAUGGAACUUUGGAAGUCGUGACUAUUGAGGAAAAACAAGACGGCGCGGCGUCGAACAGUAAUCGAUUCCCGUGUUCCGGUGAUAACUGAUAAGAAUCGAUGAGGUUCUUGUACUGUUAACUGUGUAAUCGUCGUUAUAGAUACGAUCUCUGUUUUCUUUGUAAAAGAAUAAUUUGAGAAAAUGAACUGGCUUAAUGCCAUUCGGGCCGCUGAUAAAACUGCAAUCACGGAAAAUGGGAACAGAAAAGUACAUUAUAAAUUCCAAGAUGGGACAGAAAUGGCUGAAGAGUAUAAUCUAGAGACAAAUGUGCUGGUAAGGCGGGCAUGGAAGCAGAGUAACAAUAUAACAAAGAAGCCUUCCUGGGUGACCGAAGUUGGAGACCCGGAGCCCAAAUCACUCCUAUUGGACAAUUCUGGAAUACAGGAAGCGCAGAACUCACCUUACAUGCUGAAAAGAAUAACAAGAGAUAAUAUCGAGUGGAGGAUUCGUAACUUGCCUUAUCCGUUAGAAGUCUACAGUGUUACUGCUGCACCUGAACAGAAGUGCCUCAUAGUCCGAACGACGAAUAAAAAGUAUUAUAAAAAAAUUGAAGUGCAGGAAUUGGAACGAUGCGGCAUUCUUCCAGAGCAGAAGAACAUAAGUUUUACGCAUAAAUUCAAUACUUUAAUUAUCACUUAUAAAAAACCUCCUCAAGUUUUAAAAAUGGAAAGAGAUGUACUUCAUGAACUUAAAAAUGUGAAAAAUAUAGAUAAUUCUGAACUGCCUUCAUGUAAUCCAAGUUAAUAAAUUAUCAUUCCAACAAAAA
This is a messenger RNA of Cimex lectularius (bed bug), 876 nucleotides long. Its product is annotated as protein DPCD. The coding region runs from base 252 to 854 and encodes 200 amino acids. The transcript is spliced from 4 exons. The record is from RefSeq and is a predicted model, not a curated record. NCBI's taxonomy places the organism in Eukaryota, Metazoa, Arthropoda, Insecta, Hemiptera, Cimicidae.